This is a messenger RNA of Meira miltonrushii, 2130 nucleotides long. RefSeq lists its product as uncharacterized. The record is from RefSeq and is a predicted model, not a curated record. The annotation marks the transcript as partial. NCBI's taxonomy places the organism in Eukaryota, Fungi, Basidiomycota, Exobasidiomycetes, Exobasidiales, Brachybasidiaceae. The transcript has a single exon.
GAAUGAGUGCAUACAUUGGUCAUCCCCUGAUUGACAAUUCUCUUUUAGCAUCGAUCAAGCACCAGGCAAAGAUGGCAGGUCCAGCUAUCAUUGAUCCAAAACGACACUAUAAUGGUGGGAUGAGCGAUUUAGAACGAAAGAUGGCAAUGAUGCAACAAAUGAUGGGGACGGAAGAUGAUGAUGUGGAGGAGGAAGAAGAAGAAGAUGUCAAAGGAAAGAAUGUUGUAGGUAAUUCUUCACCUAUGGCCAAUUUACCAAUCGAAAUUGUUGAAAAGAUAUUGGAAUUUGCAACCUUACCGGAAUCAUGGCAAAAAUCUCAAGUUAGCAGUACAGAUGCCAUGUUACGUGCUUCUAUUCGAUUAUCGAAUGCAUACAGACUUUGUUUGAUUUGUCGUCAAUUCGAUCAAUUGGUUAGGCCAAAGAUGUACAAAUCCAUUCAUAUUGCACAUAGAAAGAUCAGACCGCUCCUGCGAACGUUGCAAACUUCUGCAAAGCUGGCAAGUUUCAUCAAGGAGGUCACGCUUAGCAGUCAUAUUUGGACUUCGGACGUGAACGAAGAUGUGAUCGCACAAUUGUUUAUUGCCAUACGACCGUAUUGCAUUCGCUUGACAGUAGGAGCGAACGAGAGCGGCUUGCUGCCUUAUCUGUUCUAUGGUGAACCUGAAUCUGAGGAAGAAUCGGAACCAGCCGCAAUUCAAGUGUUGCACAUCACAUGGAGAGAUGAGAUGGACUACGAUCCAAGAAUGAUUCGAGCAGAAGAAAGAGAAGAAGAAGAGAUGCUAGCAGAAACAGGAGAGGCAAGUUCGAUAUCUGCACGACAGAGUCUGUUGUACCUGUUCGAGCACGAUCCACAGCGGAUACUAGAAGCUGGAAAAUUUGAUAAUCGUGCCUUCAGUCAUUUGCAACAUCUCACCUUGAAUGUCUAUUCACAAGCACAGCUUGAUCAACUGUUCACGCAUUCAGGAUACUUUGUGGAGACUAUCUUACCGCUUUUGACCUUUUUGCGAAUCGAAUUACCGCUCAGUACAUUACAAUGCGGAGUUGAGGAUAGCAGAGGAGGAAGAGGCGCAAUCGCACGUCAUUGGCCUACACAACGAUUCUUGUUCCACGGAAGACGAGCCGGUGGCGAUGGUGCAAGUGUUCAGCAAGUGGAAGAAAUCAAAUCCGUCGUAGAAGAAUUUAACAGGAAAUUGGAACGUGAGAAAGACACACUCGUAAUGAAUUCCCAUACCAGCGAAGAAGAAAGGAUCAAAUCAGAAACGAUUGCAUUGAUGCCGUGCGUGAGCGUCUUGCUUCGAUCUCUUUUAACCAGACUAGCACUCAAUGUUCACAGAAACGAUAUGACUCUAUUCUCACUCCUUCUGGAUGGGUCUUACGCUCGAGAAUCGAAUUGGUCUACUCGUUCAACUGUAGCAGCCUCUAUCCUUGCACAAUCUUUACAGAGACAUUUGAGCACUGGCAAAACGGAUUUCGAUCCUUUCGACUCGAGUGAGCACGGGCUGAGAACAGCAACAUCAAUUACACCAAUCACCUUCCCUCUCCAUCAGCUUCGAGGGAAUGGAAUUGACUCAUAUUGGUCAGAGAAUUGGGAGGAAGCCGAACGGGAGUCAAAUAGACAUCUGCCUAUCAUACUAGGAGGCAUGCAAGAGACACAUGAUGUUGACCAAACCAAUCAUAUCACUAAAGAACAAGAAGAUAGAAAUGUGAAAGUGUCGCUCUUACUACGAUGGCCCACAGCACUAGAUGCAUUCUUUCGGUAUGCAGCAAUGGUUUAAUUGUUCAUUUGAUAGAGAAAAACGAAGAGAUGAGACUCAUGUACAACAUUCACUGUAUUACUAGAGGAACACAUAAAAAGAAAUGUACAACAACAACAAACAAAGUGGAAGAAUGCAAUCAAUGCCAAUCUCUUCUAGGUUGCUGGUACUGAUGCUGACGAUUGUGGUAGUUCUGAUUCUCUAAGCUUUGACGUGGUUGGAUGGGUCUUGCAUUGACUUGCCAACGAUCAGCGUUGUAUUCUGCUCGCAUUGGUUGGGCUUGCUGCCAUCGAUUGAAUUGGAGUGGUUGAUUGGAUGUAGCAACACGCAAGACAGGCUGCCAUGAUUGGGCUGUUUGAUGUUCUGGCUGCAUUCU